AUGGAAAACGCAGUCGCGGGGAAUCGCUCAUCCAUCACAGAAGUCACCCUCCUGGGAUUCAUCCAUCACCCUGGGCUGCAGGUUCCUCUCUUCCUGCUUUUCCUGAUGAUCUACAUCAUGACCAUGGCUGCAAACAUCUCCGUCAUUGCGCUAGUGGCGGCUGACUGGCACUUUCAUACCCCCAUGUACUUCUUCCUGGGCAACUUGUCCUGCCUGGAGGCCUGCUACAGCUCCACUAUCCUGCCCAGGCUGCUGGCCAGCUUCCUGACGGGGGACAGGGCCAUCUCCAUCCACUGCUGCAUCCUGCAAUUCUAUUGCUUUGGUUCUCUGACAGCAGCCGAGUGCUGUCUCCUGGCUGUGAUGUCGCUGGACCGCUACGUGGCCAUCUGCAGACCGCUGCGCUACGCAGCCUUGAUGAGGGUCAGGUCCUGCCUUCACCUGGCGGCUGGGGCAUGGAUCAGUGGGUUCCUGUCCACCGUUGCCAAUGCCUACUGGAUGUCAGGCAUGACCCUAUGUGGUCCCACUGACCUCGACCAUUUCUUCUGCGAUUUCACCCCACUGUUAAAACUGUCCUGCUCUGACACCAGCCUGAUGGCUCUGGUGACGUUGCUGCUUUCUGCUUUGUUCACUCUGCCCCCCUUCCUCCUCACCCUCACCUCCUACAUGUGCAUCAUAGCGGCCAUCCUGAGAAUCCCAUCCUCCACUGGCCGGCACAAAGCCUUCUCCACCUGCUCCUCCCACCUCAUUGUGGUCACCCUCUACUAUGGAACCAUCAUCUUUGUGUACGUCCUCCCAGACACUGACACGCUGAGGCCCCUGAACAAACUCUUCUCUCUCUUUUACACCGUCAUCACUCCUUUUGCUAAUCCCUUGAUCUACACCCUGAGAAACCAUGAAGUCAGGGAGAGCCUGAGGAGGGCUUUCACUGCUAGGGUCUGCACCACCUAG
Molecule: messenger RNA, 948 nt
Organism: Egretta garzetta (little egret)
Lineage: Eukaryota; Metazoa; Chordata; Aves; Pelecaniformes; Ardeidae
Product: olfactory receptor 10C1-like
Exons: 1
Coding region: 1-948 (315 amino acids)
Biological process (GO): G protein-coupled receptor signaling pathway
Cellular component (GO): membrane
Molecular function (GO): olfactory receptor activity; G protein-coupled receptor activity
Source: RefSeq, a predicted model, not a curated record